Messenger RNA from Benincasa hispida (wax gourd), 2197 nucleotides. Its product is annotated as cytochrome P450 CYP82D47-like. Lineage: Eukaryota; Viridiplantae; Streptophyta; Magnoliopsida; Cucurbitales; Cucurbitaceae. The record is from RefSeq and is a predicted model, not a curated record. Gene Ontology annotation, molecular function: iron ion binding; monooxygenase activity; oxidoreductase activity, acting on paired donors, with incorporation or reduction of molecular oxygen.
UUCUCUAUCUUCAUUAUUUUUUAUUUUCUUCUCUAUUCUCUUUUUUCACUUUUUUUCUCAUUUCAUCGGAAAUAUGGAACCGACAAAAUCGCCAACGCGGCCGGCCGACGUCUUCAACGUCUCCGUAAACUGUCGGACCUAACCGAUAAAAAUAGGAUUUGUCAGUGGUCGACGACAGUUUUUGUCCAAAACCACUUCGGCCGGAUGAUCACCCCUAAAAUUAUUAUAUGUUAUUAAACUUAAAUUACUAAGAACCAGAAAUAAUCUUUUCUGUUUUCCUUUUUCUUUUUCUUUUUUUUUUUUAAGCAAACUAAAAGCAAUAUUAAAAACCUAACACGUUUUAAUUUUUUUAAUGAAAGGGUCGAAUUGAGAGGAUUAUUAUAAAAAAGAGAAUAACUUUCAGAUCUCAUUUUGUAGAUUCAAGAAGCCAUUUAUUUAUAUAUCCUUCAUUGGGUUGCAUUUGAAGCAAAUAAUUCAAAAUAUUCCGACUUGCAGAAACCAAAAAACAGAGCCAAAGCGAAUGGAAUCACCUUCCAAAACUGCACUCGGGAUGUUAAUCAGUUUUCUCUUGUUUCUCUAUGCUCUCUUCUGGGUUUUAUCUAGAAGAUUACUAUCCAAUUCCCAACAACGGAAGAAACUUCACCCACCGGAAGUCGGUGGCGCCUGGCCGGUGAUCGGCCAUCUUCAUCUCUUAGGUGGCUCUGAACCAACAUACAAAAUCUUGGAGAAAAUGGCGGAUGCUUACGGACCAAUUUUUACGCUGAAAAUGGGAAGCCAUAGAGCUGUGGUUGUAAGCAAUUGGGAAAUAGCGAAAGAGUGUUUUACAACAAACGACAGAGUAUUUGCCUCUCGCCCCAAGGUUGUAGCCGCAAAGCAUAUGGGCUACGAUAAUACCAUGUUUGCAUUCUCCCAAUAUGGUCCAUUAUGGCGCCAUAUCCGCAAAAUAACCACCCAUGAAAUUCUCUCUAACCACCGCCUUGACCUUUUACAACACAUCCGCAGAUCGGAGGUUCAAAGCUCCAUUAACAAACUUCAUGAGUUAUGGGUGGUCAAGGGAGGCGAGAAAGUGUUGGUGGAGAUGAAGAAUUGGUUUGGAGAAUUAACUUUGAACAUCAUUUUUAGAAUGGUGGUUGGAAAGCCAUUUUCAACUGCUUAUGAAGGGAGCGGCGACGAUGGUGCUGAGGGAGUGCAGUUUCAAGUGGCGCUAAGGGAUUUUCUCGAAUUGUUUAUGGCUUUUGUUCCGUCAGAUUCGUUUCCGUUUUUGAGUUGGUUGGAUUUGGGAGGCUAUGAAAAGGCUAUGAAAAAGACUGCCAAAGUUUUGGACAAGACACUUGAUAAAUGGCUUAGAGAACAUGAGGAAAGGAGAGAUUAUAAUAAUUGUGGCGAAGGAGAGCACAAGGAAGAGGACUUCAUGGAUGUGAUGUUGUCCAGAGUUCGGGAUGUUGAAGAACUUGCUGGCUAUGAUGUUGGUACUCUAACCAAAUCUACAUGUUUGAAUUUAAUAUUGGGUGGAGCAGACACUACACAAGUAACCAUGACAUGGGCUCUUUCUUUACUUCUCAAUAAUGAAGAUACACUAAAGAAGGCCCAACUUGAACUAGAUGAACAAGUAGGUAGAGAGAGGUUGGUAGUAGAGUCGGAUGUAAAAAAUUUAUUGUAUCUUCAAGCUAUUGUGAAGGAAACAAUGCGUUUGUACCCUGCUGCACCACUUGCUGCCUUCCAUGAGGCCAUGGAAGAUUGUAAUGUUUCUGGUUACCACAUUCCUAGAAGAACACGUCUAAUAGUGAAUCUCAAAAAGCUUCAAAAAGACCCGCUUGUAUGGGAGAAUCCUGAUAAAUUUCAACCAGAGAGAUUUCUUACAACACAUAAGGAUUUCGAUGUUACAGGACAAAGUCCCCAGUUGAUACCAUUUGGGAGAGGCCGAAGGAUGUGCCCAGGAGUUUCGUUUUCCAACCAAGUUAUUCAUCUAACGCUUGCAAAUUUGCUUCAUGGGUUUGAAAUUGGAAGGCCAUCUCAGGAGCUAAUCAAUAUGGAAGAGAGUGUUGGAAUAACAAGUAUGAAAACAACCCCACUUGAAGUUGUUUUAACUCCGCGUCUUUCUGCUCGAGUUUAUCUAUGAUUAAGCUUCAAAAAUGAUUACAGACAAAAUGAAAUAGUGCAGUACGAGCUUGUGUUGGGUUUGGGUCGGUCCAAUAUA